AUUUUCAUUAACUGUCAUAUAUAUAUAUUAGCAACCCUCCUCUGCAAGUAAACCCCAGUUCUCUCCAAUCUCACUUUCAAAGAAAGCACUCUGCAAUCUCUCUCUCUCUGUGGAUCUUUCAAUUCUCUUCCAAUCUCGGAAACAUGGUGCUCGAGGCGACGAUGAUCUGCAUCGACAACUCCGAGUGGAUGCGGAACGGGGAUUACGCGCCGUCGAGAUUUCAAGCUCAAUCUGACGCUGUCAAUCUGAUUUGCGGAGCUAAAACACAGUCUAAUCCGGAGAAUACAGUGGGAGUUCUCACAAUGGCAGGAAAAGGUGUUCGUGUUUUGGUCACUCCAACCAGUGAUCUUGGCAAGAUUCUGGCUUGCAUGCACGGUCUAGAAAUCGGGGGUGAGAUGAACCUGGCUGCUGGCAUCCAGGUGGCGCAGUUGGCCCUUAAGCAUCGCCAAAAUAAAAAACAGCAACAAAGGAUUAUUGUCUUUGCUGGAAGUCCCAUCAAACAUGAAAAAAAGUUAUUGGAGAUGAUUGGAAAGAAGUUAAAAAAGAACAGUGUAGCACUUGAUAUUGUUAAUUUUGGUGAAGAAGAUGAGGGGAAGACAGAGAAGCUGGAAGCGCUUCUUGCUGCUGUGAACAAUAAUGACACUAGCCACAUUGUUCAUGUUCCAUCCGGUCCCAGUGCACUUUCUGAUGUACUUAUAAGUACACCCAUCUUCACUGGGGAUGGGGAAGGUGGAAGUGGUUUCGCAGCAGCAGCAGCUGCAGCCGCAGCUGGUGGUCUCUCUGGUUUUGAGUUUGGUGUUGAUCCCAACCUGGACCCUGAACUGGCCCUUGCUUUGAGAGUUUCGAUGGAAGAAGAGAGGGCGAGACAAGAAGCGGCUGCUAAAAAGGCUGCAGAGGAAGCUGCUAAACAGGAAAAAGGAGAGGGGGAGCCAUCUGGCACACAGGAAGCAACAAUGACUGAGCGUGCUAAUGGUGCAACUCCUGAAGCUGAUAAUAAGACAAGUGAUUUAACGGAUGAUGAGAAUGCUCUGCUACAGCAGGCCCUUGCAAUGUCGAUGGAUGACCCUGCUCCUAGCCAUGAAUUGCGAGACGCGGAUAUGUCAGAUGCAACUACAGAUGAUCCAGAGUUGGCACUAGCUCUUCAAUUGUCUGUACAGGACAGUACAAAGGACUCGUCAAGCCAGUCAGAUAUGAGCAAGUUGUUGGCUGACCAGUCUUUUGUGUCUUCCAUCCUUGCAUCGCUUCCAGGGGUUGAUCCAAAUGACCAAUCGGUUAAAGAUUUGCUUGCUUCAAUGCAAAGCCAGACUGAGCCCCAGCAGAAGGAUGAUGACAAGGAACCAAAGGAGGAAGAGGAGAAACAAUGAUUCUCUGGAAUUGAUUUUCCAUGUGAGGUCAAAAGCUCUCUGCUGUUGCGCCGUAAGUGAUCAUCAUAAUGGUGCAUAUUGAUGGUUGUAAGUCUUGAGAGGGCUUUAGAAUGUGCAACAUUGAAAUGCAUUUCUGCAAUGUUUCAAUAUUUAUAUUUUGUUGCUUCAAAUUGAGCCCGUCUGUUAUUAGUUUAUUCUUGGUGAUUUUGCACCUAGUUAGUCAUGGAAUUUGAAAACAGGCCUGACAUCGUUUUUCUA
Messenger RNA from Alnus glutinosa, 1622 nucleotides. Its product is annotated as 26S proteasome non-ATPase regulatory subunit 4 homolog. Gene Ontology annotation, biological process: proteasome-mediated ubiquitin-dependent protein catabolic process. The transcript is spliced from 11 exons. Lineage: Eukaryota; Viridiplantae; Streptophyta; Magnoliopsida; Fagales; Betulaceae. The record is from RefSeq and is a predicted model, not a curated record. Gene Ontology annotation, cellular component: proteasome regulatory particle, base subcomplex; cytosol; nucleus. Gene Ontology annotation, molecular function: polyubiquitin modification-dependent protein binding. Bases 144 to 1364 code for a protein of 406 amino acids.